Messenger RNA from Leopardus geoffroyi (Geoffroy's cat), 4849 nucleotides. RefSeq names its product peroxisome proliferator activated receptor alpha (gene PPARA). Gene Ontology annotation, biological process: cell differentiation; regulation of lipid metabolic process; positive regulation of transcription by RNA polymerase II. Bases 322 to 1728 code for a protein of 468 amino acids. The record is from RefSeq and is a predicted model, not a curated record. Lineage: Eukaryota; Metazoa; Chordata; Mammalia; Carnivora; Felidae. Gene Ontology annotation, cellular component: nucleus. The transcript is spliced from 8 exons. Gene Ontology annotation, molecular function: nuclear receptor activity; RNA polymerase II cis-regulatory region sequence-specific DNA binding; zinc ion binding.
GGGCAUGGGCAGGGGACGCGGCGGCCCCACGGCGGGGGCAGCGGGCGGCGGGGGCGGAGGCGGCGGCAGCUAGCGCCCUGCCCGGCGCCGCCUCCCUCGGCGCGCUCGCCCGGCGGGACCCGCAGGCGGCGGACCGGCCCCAGGUGGUGGAGAGUUGGGGAGAAUCCAGAGGACACAUCGUCAUCAUUUCCUCCUUUACCUUCUUACUGCCGAGGCUGCCUUGAGAGGCUCUGCCUCCCUGAAGGAACCGCUCCCGGUGACCCAGGCUCAGCACUAAGACGCUGUCAUCACAGGUUGCGUUUCCAGAACCAUCUAACCAACAUGGUAGACACAGAAAGCCCGAUUUGCCCCCUCUCCCCCCUCGAGGCUGAUGAUCUGGAAAGCCCAUUAUCUGAAGAAUUCCUACAAGAAAUGGGAAACAUCCAAGAGAUUUCUCAGUCCAUUGGGGAGGACAGUUCCGGAAGCUUCAGCUUUACAGAAUACCAGUAUUUAGGAAGUGGCCCAGGAUCAGAUGGAUCUGUUAUUACAGACACCCUGUCACCAGCUUCGAGUCCCUCGUCGGUCACUUACCCGGUGGCUCCAGGCAGUGCCGAUGAACCUUCCAGCGUAGCCCUGAACAUUGAAUGUAGAAUCUGCGGGGACAAAGCCUCAGGCUACCAUUACGGAGUUCACGCGUGUGAAGGCUGCAAGGGCUUCUUCCGGAGAACGAUCCGACUAAAGCUGGCCUAUGACAAAUGUGACCGUAGCUGCAAGAUCCAGAAAAAGAAUCGAAAUACGUGCCAAUACUGUCGUUUCCACAAGUGCCUUUCGGCUGGGAUGUCCCAUAACGCAAUUCGUUUUGGACGGAUGCCAAGGUCUGAAAAAGCAAAACUGAAAGCGGAAAUUCUCACAUGUGAACACGACCCAGAAGAUGCUGAAACGGCGGAUCUGAAAUCCCUCGCCAAGAGAAUUUACGAGGCCUACCUCAAGAACUUCAACAUGAACAAGGUCAAGGCCCGGGUCAUCCUGGCGGGGAAAGCCAACAACAACCCGCCCUUUGUCAUACAUGACAUGGAGACACUGUGCAUGGCCGAGAAGACUCUGGUGGCCAAGUUGGUGGCCAACGGCAUCCAGAACAAGGAAGCAGAAGUCCGCAUCUUCCACUGCUGCCAGUGCACGUCCGUGGAGACGGUCACGGAGCUCACGGAGUUCGCCAAGUCCAUCCCUGGCUUUGCAAACUUGGACUUGAACGACCAAGUCACUUUGCUGAAAUAUGGAGUUUAUGAGGCCAUAUUUGCGAUGCUGUCUUCUGUGAUGAAUAAAGACGGGAUGCUGGUAGCAUAUGGAAAUGGUUUUAUAACUCGUGAAUUCCUAAAGAGCCUAAGGAAACCGUUUUGUGAUAUCAUGGAACCUAAGUUUGACUUUGCGAUGAAGUUCAACGCGUUGGAACUGGACGACAGUGAUAUUUCCCUUUUCGUGGCUGCUAUAAUUUGCUGUGGAGAUCGGCCGGGCCUUCUCAACGUGGGACACAUUGAAAAAAUGCAGGAGGGCAUCGUGCACGUGCUCAAACUUCACCUGCAGAGCAACCAUCCAGACAACAUCUUCCUCUUCCCAAAGCUCCUGCAAAAAAUGGCAGACCUCCGGCAGCUGGUCACCGAGCACGCGCAGCUCGUACAGGUCAUCAAGAAGACGGAGUCUGAUGCCGCCCUGCACCCGCUGCUGCAGGAAAUCUACCGGGACAUGUACUGACGGCUGCGAAGCGAACGGCGAAGCGCGCGGCUCUCCGAGGGUCUUUCCAAGGCGACGCCCUACCACGUGACAAGUGGGAGCCACGCCCACUUUGCACAAAUUCCACCAUUCUCACCUUAGAGAACGGGACGAAAGCUCUAGGUAACCGGAACCCUAGUCCGCAUUUCUCUCUCUCUCUCUCUUUUUCUUUCACACCAGGACUUCUCAGAGCAUGCCAAGUACUGACAAGCUGGUGACAAGUGGCUAAGAUGCAGUUCUUGGGAAGUCAAGGGGAGUGACGCGCAGCGGUCUGGUUUUGACUCACCCGGUGUUAGUGCGGAUUUCUUCGUGUCGCGUUAGCAAUUUACUGUCGGAUUAACUGGUGACCUCGACAUAUGUGGUCGGCCUCCUCUUUUCCCCACCUUUUGACUCUUGUGCUCCUGUAUCGUUUUGAAAACUAAUCGGCACUUUUUAACUUUUAUGAUCCUGUAAAUCUAGAGGAACCCAAAGGUUAGGUAUGUAAAAAGCGGUAAAAUAUUUAUUGGGAAGGUGUUAAUUCUGUGUCCCGCGUGUGAGGAAAGACAGCAUGCUGGUUUUUAAUCGGAGGAUUUAAAGUUUCCGAGAUAUGCCUGAUAAGCCAUCGGGAUGCAGCGGCCGGUUGGUUUUCGCUGUCUUUGUGGUUGUGGCUAGUGCGCAGCAAAGGCCCGUUUCCAGGUUUGUGUGGAAGAUCCCAGGAAGCCACGUCCCCAGACCGCCCCUGGGCUUGACGGCCGCCCGUUUCGAGCUGGCGUCUGUGGGAGCAAGACAAAAAGAAAGUAUGUCAGGCUCUCUGUUCCUCUGACCUCUGUUUCCAAACCUGAACCGACCGAGUCAGGUUGUCUGGGGGCCACGAAAGCGUUUUCAGGAGCAAACUGACAAACGGUCUGUCGAUGUUCCUCUGAGCCCUGUGUGUCAAGGCAGCUCCUUGGUCUUUUCCUGUGUCACUUUUUCAAAUGGGCAGCUUUAUUUUUUUAACCCUUGGUGAGAGCAGCUGCUCCCGAGAGUGGAGAAAAUGAGGCAGACACGGGCCAGGGCAGGGGUGGUGGGGGCACCUGGAGAGUGAGGGGGGCAGGCACAGAGUCCUUCGUGUGGUAGCUUUCCCAACACCUAAAAUACUUAUUUCAGCCUUAAAGGUCAUUUCUCAACCUCGGUCUGGUUAGGAAAGCAGUGUUGAUCGUGGCUUUUGUCUAGAACAUACGGACCCGGAAAGACUCUCUCUUUCUGUCCACCAUGGAAGGUGAGCGUCCCAUGGGAGGGUGGCGGCAGUCCCCGCCCUCCAAGCCAGGCCGGGCUGAGCCUGCCAGGGCUGAGGCUUCCGGCGGGGGGCGGGGGACACCGGCCACCUCUCCUCCCAGCAGCACUUAGGACCUGGUUGUGCCCUCAGCGCCCCUCCCCCUCUGUCUUUAGAAAAUGUGGCUCUAGUGGGUCGAUGCUAUUUGCUGUUGGAAGAAUGAUCAGGAUUGAAAUUGAUCAAGUUCCCAAGAUCGGCACCCUGGGAAUGCAGCCACAGAGAGGGCAGCUGAGGUUUCAGCUGGAAAAGGCAAACGCUACAACGGGAGCAUCCUUUUCAGAAUUAAACGUGGGUGGUACUUUUCACUUUUCACUCUGUGGAAAGAUCCAGUUAAAGGAUCUGUUGGAAGCAAGUGAAAGCAUUUCCACAUAUGGAUGACACCCGUCAAGAGGUCAUCCGAAAUCAGAAGGGAGCUCAGCUUUGAGUCAGAGGCGCGUCCGCGUCCUGCCCUAGGACGGGGCUCCCUGGAUCUGUGGGGCCGAAGGGCCGUGGCUUGUCCACAGGUUCAGGGACAGAGGCUACAUUCCGAUGCCAGGUCCUUGCUGCCUCUGUUGACCACUGGCCUCUCUCCUGAGGUGCCCCAGAUAGACGCUGUUCACAGACGUGGCCUCGGAAAGUGAGCCUCGAGACCCAGGCUUUCAGAAGAGUCGCUCACACCGUCUCUAUUUUCAUGAAACUUAUUUUUGAAAACUCCUGAUUUCAUGCAUCCUGUGGCGACAGGCUGACAAAGCCACAGGUCCUGUGUUCCUAGCGUUGGCGAGCAUUUGGCACUCUCGGGGCCCAGCUAGACUCCCAGGCACGUUCCCGGUGAAGCCACAGAGGAGGCCACGGAGACCUCAGCUCGAAAGCCACUUGAACUCGUUCACGUUUAUCACACAUUCGUUUUAAAUAAUAGUCACUAAUCGCCACUCAAUAUUUUGGGUCACCUAUUGAAAAGUUUCUCAGACCACUGAUAGUCAGAUGGACAAACUGUUCACCAGUUCAAAAUACUGUAGCAUUUCCAGUAGGGACUCUUUAAACUGCAUGCAGUGCCUGCUGGGUUUCAGUUGACGUCAGCGUGAAGUUCAGUAGAUGGGACACAACAGGUUCAAGAAGCCUCGAGCCAGAGCCCGGAGCCCUUCCUCUCCUGGUGGACUGGCCCACGGGGCGGCUCCCCUCUUCACCAAGCCGCAAAUGCCAAACGCCCGGGAGACCACAGGAUUACGAACGGCCUUUGCAGGGCUGACAAGGAUGAAUCCUGAGCCCGGGAGCCAGCCGGACCUCUCCACCCGAUUCCCCCAGCGUCCCUCCUCUUUUGCCUCCUGGGCAGGUCCGGCCGGGCGUCCCACACGCUGAAUUCUGCCCCUGCCACCCUGAGGGCUGCACGCGCCUGCGGCCAUUUCGGCGAGGCCCAGCAUCAUCAAAACCAGGGUGCUGGCCACUGCAUCAGCACGCGGGGGAAUCGCCGGAGCGCCAGAGAGCUGCUCCGUCCUUCCCUCCUUGCUCGAGUUUUCCCUGCAGCCUUCCUCAGACUCUUGGACGAGACGCAUUGAGAGCAUCUUCCUAAAGAGAGCACUUCCUAAAGAGUAAGAACGUGAAGUCCAGGAGAAGAAACGUGGUGCCCAGGGCGUUCCAGAAUGCCCGCAAGAGCUGUCCCUGUGGUCAAGGGAUUCUUUUCGUUUUCAAAGCAAGAACGUCUCUUUCCGGGUUUUGGAUGCAUUUCUUACUCUGGGCCGUCCAGAACUCUAAGGAAACGAGCAGCCUCAAGGGCCGCGUGGCGGUCCCCGAGACCGGGCAGCGCCCCACGAUCUGAGCAGAAGCUCGAGGCACAAG